Molecule: messenger RNA, 1439 nt
Organism: Nothobranchius furzeri (turquoise killifish)
Lineage: Eukaryota; Metazoa; Chordata; Actinopteri; Cyprinodontiformes; Nothobranchiidae
Source: RefSeq, a predicted model, not a curated record
GAACCCAGCAGGUUGCAUCGAGUCACUGAGUAGAAACUGCAUUUAUUGGGAGGUGUUUCAUGUUUGCAGCUGCAGAGAUGCUUUGACUUGGGUUGUGCUAGAAAGUCAUGGUCUACCAAAAACUGAUGCCAGUCUAAAAAUCAUUCAGCUGGAUUCUGCAACCAUGCAAGUAAAACAAACCCCAGUGUUAAUUCAUGUUAGCAAAAACUAACACAACAUGAUGUCAUGUCAUAGAGAGUUUACAUGUAUGUGUAGGCUAUUGCAGAACUUACAUGAGUAUGGCUGUAGCAUGCAGGUGACCAGUUUUUCCCAGAAAACCAACAGAUUUGUUGCUAUGGCUAAUAUUUAAAUAUUAUUGUUUUUUUUGUUCAACUCCAAACACAAAACAGGGAAAACUUGACGAGCUGCUGCUAGAGUCCUUGACAGGAAACGUUUUAUAGCAGACUUUAUGGCACAAAACCAGGGAGGGGAUAGAGAACAGCACAGCUACACUACAACAAUAACAUUACAUUUCAAAAGAUCAUUUAGAUUUUAUUUUUCUAGACAUUUUCCCACCAAUCUCUGCUAGACACAUGAAUAAACAAACAGCCCACAAAGCACUGAGGGAUUCAGCUGCUUUUACUUAGAAAAGUUACACUAUAAAGGUAAAACAAGACCUUGUCAUCAGUCUUCACGGACACGCCACAUUUAUGCUUGGUACACACCUGAGCUUGAUGAGUCCCAUCACUUUGUAAGACAUAUUAGUUCAUCUCUUGUAAAAGCAUCCUCCUCUUUAACCAGACACCUGGUUUCCUCUGCUGCUCACCUGCUCCUGAGCUGUUAAGCCCAGAGUAACAGGAGACGUUAAGGGAAACCAGUGAUGCAAGGAAAGUGUGGUCAGAAAUGAAAAGCGACAUUUUCUCUGACUUAAGCAGCCAUAGAGUAAAACCCCUCCCUCUUCAGUCAGAGGCACGAGUCAGUGAGAACGGACGUAAACUGUUGGAUUAAAUAGAAAUGGAGACGCUGAGCCGACUCACUGCUCCUGCUGCAGCAAAGAUCAGGCAGCUUCAGAAGAUCGUUCAAGACAUCAAGAGAAACGAUGGCAGCCUACUGGACAGACUCAGAAGGCUGAAGAGCAAAGCUCGUCCCGCCGUGCCUGUGAGAGACUACAGAGGCACUAACAGUGGGUCUAAGUUCAUACGAAUGACAACAGAGAAAAUGAUCAGUCAUCAGAACCAGAUUAUGACAACGAGACGUAUGAAGACCCACACGGAGAUGACAACUACGAGCCUCCUCCGAGUCACAGAGAGUUCACCUCACCUCCUGUGCCUUCCCUCGGUAGGGGGGAGUACCUGGACAAAGGUCGAGAACAUCCCAUUCGGCCGCCCAAAAAGCCGUUUCGUCCAGGAAAAGCCUCCAAACAGCUUCCCCCUGAACCCAUCCAUCUGGGACAUCAUAAC